AUGAGCGGCACCGCCAUCGCCAACUUCUAUACUCCAUCACCGGUGUACGCGCAGCUGGUGGCGAACAUGUUCUUAACUAAUGUCGGGAUCAACUCAACGGACCCAGAACAAGUUCACCAGCAACUGGUGGACCUACCGAUCGAGAGGAUCAUGGAGGCCAACAAACAGAUACAGAACUACUUCGGUCUCACGGUGUUCACACCAGUCGUGGAGUCAGUCUUCCCGGGAGUCACCGCCGUGGUAGAACACGACCCGGAAGUUCUCAUGUCUAAAGGUUGUGGCAACCAUAUACCGUUAAUAAUAGGCUUCACGAGCUCCGAGUGCGAACUUUUCAGGCGGAGCUUUCAAAAUAUUAAUAUACUGGGACGCAUAAAGGACAAUCCUUUCAUAUUGGUGCCGAUAAAACUACUGUACGGCCUGCCGCCGCAGAACGCGUCCCAGGCUCUGAAGAAGAUACGGGAACGAUACUUCAUCGGGGAACCGACCAUGGAUGAAUACGUCAGGUACGCUUCGGAUGUCUAUCACAUUCAGCCUGCGAUCAAAGUGGCGAGCACGAGGAGGAUGCUGGGAGGAGCGCCCGCAUAUUUAUACGAGUUCUCGUACCAUCCAGACUUUAGUGUAACAGGACAAGUUACCGGGUUAAAUUACAAGGGAGCCGAGCAUAUUGACGAUUUAACUUUCCUGUUUCGAGCGAAGGCUUUCGAAGGAUCGAACGGUUUCUCACCGCUGUCACAGAGUGACCAGUCCAUGGUUCACAGGAUGACCACUAUAGUUAAAAACUUCAUGGAGGACCGUGAUCCAUGGCAUCCAGUGUCCAACAGCCCCGAGCUCGAGUGCCAGGUCAUCGACCGACCAGAGGUCUAUCAAUCCAGAGGACUGACCAAACAACUGAAGGAAAUGGUGGAAUUCUUUGAUAGUUUGUAG
Messenger RNA from Danaus chrysippus (African queen), 924 nucleotides. The record is from the annotation of a GenBank genome assembly. NCBI's taxonomy places the organism in Eukaryota, Metazoa, Arthropoda, Insecta, Lepidoptera, Nymphalidae.